AAAGGUCUUUAUUUAUAUGCCCAGACUCCUGGAAGGCAGAAUUUAUCAAGAACGAAAGGAAGAAGCUGCUGAAUUACAAAGCUCUGCUGGUGAAGUCCCUGCAGCCGGCGAUUUACUGCCCGUUCGCUGGCGUCUUUGUGGAGGCCCAUCCAUCAGACAGAUACAUCAGGGAAACAAAUGUUAAGAACAGUCCCGAAGACCUGAAUGCUCUCAUCAAUAAGUUUGCACCAGACAUCAAGACAUGGACGCCCAAGCCGGGUGCUGUGCUGGACCUUGGCCUGGCUCUGAGAGACCCCACCAACAGAUGAUUGAGACAGAUGACAACUUUGAGCCCCAUGCUGACGGCAGUGACUUCUUGGAUCUGACGUUCCCCACAAAGAGACCUGAGCGGGAGCACGCCUACAUAGAGAUUAAAAACAGGAUUGGGGUGAUGAAAUAUGUGGUGCAGCAGGGUCUUCUCUGGGAUGAUCUGUACAUUGGCUUCCAGAACCGCAUACGCCGAGACCCGGAUGUCUACCACCACAAGUUCUGGAACCACUUCCAGACGCAGCUCCCAGUUCGCAGGCCAGACUGGGACCAGUUCCUGCAGGAGAUUUCCCUCCAGGAGCCUGACACAGCAGCUCGGGGCCAAGGAGCUAAUUGUGUAACGUCUUGAAAGACAGAUGUGUUUCUGGAGAUUAUUUGUCUUCUUCUACUGGCCUGUAAUCAUUUAAUGG
This is a messenger RNA of Gasterosteus aculeatus aculeatus (three-spined stickleback), 716 nucleotides long. The record is from RefSeq and is a predicted model, not a curated record. NCBI's taxonomy places the organism in Eukaryota, Metazoa, Chordata, Actinopteri, Perciformes, Gasterosteidae.